Molecule: messenger RNA, 1240 nt
Organism: Leptopilina heterotoma
Lineage: Eukaryota; Metazoa; Arthropoda; Insecta; Hymenoptera; Figitidae
Exons: 7
Coding region: 202-948 (248 amino acids)
Source: RefSeq, a predicted model, not a curated record
UUGUUAAUUUGUUUUGUUAAAAAGUAAAAAUAGUGCAAGAGAAAUGUGAUAAAGUGUUUGCAGUUGUGAUGAAGGUGAUGUUUUCAGGAAAGGUAAUGCGUACCACACGUUUUCUCGUCGAGGAGUCUAUUACUAUUGUAUUUAUUAAUUAGUUUAUUUACUAAGUAAUUACUAUACUAAUUACUAUUUAUUAAGUGUACAAUGGAAACGUCAGAAAUUGAGAUGAUAACUUGCAUUAUUUGUAAAACGCAAUUUCCAUUAUUUGAAACCAGGGAACACGCUUGUUUUGCUGGCGUAGAUGAAAGGAAUUUGUUCACGUUCAAUGAAUAUGUUGGUCCUGGUGAAGAUAUAGACACCUAUAUCGAGGAAAUGUUUCCUAAAUAUUUAGAUGAAAAUAAUGAGUUUAUAAAUGGAACAGAACAAAAUAAAAAAAGGCGAUUAAAUCACAAUGCUACUUUUGAUCGUGACAAUGAUGAUCUGGAAAUAGUGGAGAUAGAAAACGUUGAACUCAAUAAAUCUGGAAAUGCCAAAAAGAGUACCGAAAAUUACUUAGUUCUUCUUGAGCUGGUGAAGGAAUUUCCAAUUAUAUGGAAUCACAAGCUCCCUAUUGAACAAAGACCUCCUCUUGCGAAAUCUAAGGCGUGGAAUAAAAUUUUACAAAGUUUUCCAGGAUGGAGCAGAGACUUCAUGAUUAAAAAAUUUCAAUCAUUAAAAGAUGUGUAUAUGAAAAGAAAAGCCUAUGUACCAAGUGGUUCUGCCCAACGUGCACAAAAGUAUUGGGUUUUCGAAGAUUCAUUUUCCUUUAUGAAAGGCAUCAUUGAACCUGCAUCGACAAUCAGCAACGUUCCACAAGCUUCGCAACCCAACACAUCCGAUAAUGCCAGUAACAAUAACACGGAAAGCGCAUUAAAGGAUUUGGGAUUCGAUGGAAGAGGAAAAUUGUACUAGAAAAAGGGCUACGCCAUUCGAUGCAGAAAUUUUAAAGUGCAUUGAUACUAUAACUUCAUCGAAACAAGGCCAAACUUUUAGUAGUUACGAGCAGUUUGGAUUAUCAAUCGGAAAAGAAAUAGAGAAAUUAGAAACUAAUUACCAAAGAAUGAGUGUCCAAAUUAAAAUUUUAGAAAUUCUGCGAAAUGCUGCAAGCAAUUAUGAGGAAUAAUAUUUUCAUAAGCAAAAUACUUUAAGAAAAAUAUGUGAUUAACAUAAUCUAAGUCUUAAAAGACAUGACUGAUUAUCUUAA